GUCUCGUACUGACCUGCCGGCGGCCACGACUAUGAACUCGCCAUCACCCUCGCCCUCUAGCGAAUCCUCCGGCUCUCCUCCGCCUGAGGAAAUACAGGAGGAGAAGCCUCUCAGUCAAUCCAGCGGUAUCCUAGGCCACCUACGUGACGCAGGUGCAGCCGGGUCUCCAUCCAAACGGCGGUUGCCUGGUGGCUCAUCCUACGGCGCGUCACAAAGCUCGCGCGAUCCGAAAACGCGCAGGCGUGAACGGGAAGAGGGAGGAACGAGGAGAAAUGCUGGUACGACGAACGAGCGCGGUGCAUCCAGUGGCGGGGCAUGGACUUCGCAGGAGAAAGAACGGGGACCCAAAGAGGAAUUGGCAGAUGUCGCUUUAUCUGAGCUGCUAAAGAAAGCGGUUGGCGAUCCUUUUGACGAUUCGGCGAUCAAGAGUAGUGCGGAUUGACCGUACCGAUAGCCGAUUUCGCGCAUAUCGCCCCAUUGCACUGGACACGAAUUCCCUUUACACGAACAU
Molecule: messenger RNA, 511 nt
Organism: Punctularia strigosozonata HHB-11173 SS5
Lineage: Eukaryota; Fungi; Basidiomycota; Agaricomycetes; Corticiales; Punctulariaceae
Exons: 2
Coding region: 32-442 (136 amino acids)
Source: RefSeq, a predicted model, not a curated record